ACCCCCCCCCCCAAUUAAAUAUAAAUUGAAUAAAUCUUCUUGCUUCGAUAAUUACUGGGAGUAGGAAUCAAAAAAGCUAGAAAAUGAUAUUGGCUAUGAUGCUAAUUUGCAAAAAAAAAAGGUUAUGUUAUACAGUCUUUUAUUUUCUAUUUCAAAACCUAUUGUAACGUUAAAAGCAGUAUUAAAUCCCAAAUUAUAGCUUAAGGAAUGAGGAGUGACAAGCCAAAGAGACGAAUGAUGAACAGGUUGAAACUUUUUCAAUAAAAGCGAACAAAUCUCUCGUAAUAAAAUCUUUCUAUAUAUGCCAAGGAUUUGCUGUAGAACGACCAAACAAAGCCGUUUGUAUCUCAAGUGAGGAAGAAUUAAGUAAUCCUACGACGCUUCCCCCAAAACGUCUUACUAAACCCAAGAAGCUUGUUAAUAAAUCCUUUCAAGAUAUUGUUUCUUUUUUUUAUAGAAAUCUAUUUGACUUUUCAUAGGCUAUACGUUGAAGAAAGCCAGUAUAUUGAGUUCCAUACUCUAGAUGGAUUACAAGCUUCAGGAUCAGCUUAUCUAGAAAAUUAUUGAAUAUUAUAACAAGGAUCUAUGCUCUUUUUGGGUUUUACUAAGUGGAUUUUAGCAUCUCUAUGGCUGUUUCAAGGAAUUCUGGGUUAUGGAAUUGAUGCAAAUGAAGCGCUGGGGUUAAGAAACCUUACCCGAGAGUUGUUUUAUCAUGGCUACUCCAAUUACUUAGACCUUGCAUUUCCUCUUGACGAACUUGCUCCCUUGUCUUGCAAAGGAUUGGGACCAGACUUUAAAGACUCUCAUAAUCUUGGCGUCAACGAUGUACGCGGUAACUACCUCCUAACCCUGAUAGAUACUAUAGAUACGUUGGUGGUCUUAAAUGAUACUGAAGGUUUCCACGAAGCUGUUCGGAAGGUCAUUCAACAUUUGACAUUCGAAACUGACACAAAAGUUCAACUAUUUGAAGCUACUAUCAGGAUUUUAGGAGGUCUACUGUCCGGCCACGUUUUUGCUUCAGAUCCACAGUACGGAUUUCAACUUCCUGGGUAUAACAAUGAGUUGUUAACUUUAGCAACCGAACUUGGUGAGCGUCUAUUAAUUGCAUUUCGAACACCAACGAAAAUCCCUUUUGCGAGGAUAAAUUUGAUGAAAGGAGUCUCUUCAAAAGAGACGAAUGAGUCCUGCUCCGCUGGGGCUUCCAGUCUUGUCCUUGAAUUUUCGAUGCUGAGCAUCCUUAGUGGAAAUCCGGAGUUUCGUAAGGCGGCGGAAAAUGCCUUUUUUGCUAUAUGGAAUCGUAGAAGUAGCAUUGGUCUAUUAGGAAACAGCAUCGACGUAAUGAGCGGAAAUUGGAUAUAUCCUGUUUCUGGUAUAGGAGCUGGAAUUGAUAGCUUUUAUGAAUAUGCUUUUAAAUCAUAUAUUUUGCUCGAUGAUAUACGAUUUCUUCAGGUCUGGGAAGAAUCCUUAAGCAAUAUUCGUCAAUAUAUGUCUUCCACAGAAGAUUAUUACUACCAAAAUGUGUACGCUAGCAGUGGGACUACUGCAACGUAUUGGGUUGACUCUCUAGGAGCCUAUUUUCCUGGGUUACUGGUUCUCGCUGGCGAGCUGGAGUCUGCGAAAAAGUCACAUCUCUACUAUUUUUCAAUUUACAUGAAGUACGGACAAAUACCAGAAAGAUUUAACUUUCAUACCAAAACCAUAGAACUACAAGGAUAUCCCUUAAGACCAGAGUUUGCUGAAUCCACGUACUAUCUAUAUCGUGCUACUAAAGAUCCAUUUUACUUGGAAGUAGGAAAGAUAAUUUUGAAAAACAUUGAAAAGAAUCUUCGUACGUCUUGUGGAUUUGCUUCCCUAGAUAACCUUCAAACAGGGGUACGUUCUGAUCGAAUGGAGAGUUUUUUUCUUAGUGAAACCUUGAAGUAUCUAUAUCUUCUCUUUGAUGAAAGCAAUAUUUUUCAUUCUAAAUUCCAAGAUUUCCUUUUUACUACCGAAGGUCAUUUAUUACCCAUUAAUACACUAACGCAUAAAGCCGUUAACUCUUAUAAACGUCAGCAUCCUGGGACGUGUCUUCUUAAUCCCGAUGAGAAUUACGCUGAACCUUCUUUCUUUUCUAAAAUAGCAUCCAGGGAGGAUUUCGAUUAUGUCUUCGAAAUGGUAGAAUCUAGUCAUCAGCAUGUUGUUGAUGGAAUAAUUGAUCCUAAUGGAAUUUGUGCAAGACCAAGAGUUGCAGACGUCGUUGAAAUUCUAUAUGGGAAUGUUCUAUUACCUCCUUUCAAAUCUACUGAACGUUCCAUGAACCAGAUAUAUGUACCAACAUUGAUAGGCAAUAGGAUUCGCCUAAUAAAGUAUAUUGAUAAUGAGUACUACCGCAUUUUUAAAAUAGGAAACCAAAGAGCGGGAGACAAUGAUACAGUCUAUUUGACUGAUCCCAAUUAUGCAAUGUUUAUGAGUCUACAGACGCUACAUACGCCUACAGUUUCUGCGCAUUUGGUUUCUGUCAAUACAAAAGAAGAAGCAUAUUCUGAGUUCCUUCACGUUCAUGAAGGAACUUUCGAGGAACCUUUGCAGUUACCAUUGGCAUUUUUAAACACCAGUUUGUGUAACAAACUGCCUUUCUCUUUAACGCCUGGCGUAGCUUAUAUAGCUCCAACCGGAGACUGCAGCUGGUUACAACAAGCGAAGAAUGCACAGAAAGCAGGAUUGCUUUUAUUGUUGGACCAGGACCCUAGAACGAACAAAACAAAGUUGAUGCAAGAGUCUCCUUCGUCCUAUUUUUUUGGUUUAAUUAAACCUUACGUGCCACCAACAAUUCACCUUGAUUCAAAUCAAAGUUUUGUCCUUCAAUGGGGAAACAUAACUGUGCAAAAGGUUCAAAAAGACGCACCUUGUUAUUUUCAAAACUCCUUGAUUGAGAACUUCUACGUUUGUGAAACUUGCUUCGAUGAACGCGAUUAUUUAAUAAACAGGAAUUAGGAUAAUACUCAGCAUUUCACUUUGUUUACUUCCUUAUUAUACGUAUGUUUGAUGAUAUAUAUGUUAGAAAACAUUUAACGAUUAACAAUAAGAUAAUUGCAAUUUUGUUGUAUA
This is a messenger RNA of Schizosaccharomyces octosporus yFS286, 3087 nucleotides long. RefSeq names its product alpha mannosidase-like protein. Gene Ontology annotation, cellular component: endoplasmic reticulum; membrane. The transcript has 2 exons. Bases 586 to 2973 code for a protein of 795 amino acids. NCBI's taxonomy places the organism in Eukaryota, Fungi, Ascomycota, Schizosaccharomycetes, Schizosaccharomycetales, Schizosaccharomycetaceae. Gene Ontology annotation, molecular function: calcium ion binding; mannosyl-oligosaccharide 1,2-alpha-mannosidase activity. Gene Ontology annotation, biological process: mannose trimming involved in glycoprotein ERAD pathway; endoplasmic reticulum mannose trimming; carbohydrate metabolic process. The record is from RefSeq and is a predicted model, not a curated record.